This is a messenger RNA of Uncinocarpus reesii 1704, 1080 nucleotides long. RefSeq lists its product as uncharacterized. NCBI's taxonomy places the organism in Eukaryota, Fungi, Ascomycota, Eurotiomycetes, Onygenales, Onygenaceae. Bases 1 to 1080 code for a protein of 359 amino acids. The transcript is spliced from 2 exons. The record is from RefSeq and is a predicted model, not a curated record.
AUGUUCCGUAAGCCAUCUCACAGCCUACGAGAAGGUAGACGGCCCAGUCGCUUUCUCCACGUCUCCAAUGGUAUGGCUGGAAUGAUAGUUGGAUUUUCAAGGGAUGCAUCGUAUGCCUUCUUUGGACUUGGAAAUCUUCGGGUCGAGUUCUACAUGGUGCUAAGCGACGGGACUGUCAUUCAAGACCUCGAUUACUUGGACGAAUCCACAAUCAUCGACUGUCCGGACGCUGUCACGGGCAUAUGGAACAGCACAAAACGCAGCUAUUCCUUCCACGUUCCAAAGGACAUGAAGCACGCAACUGUCAAGUGGAACACGCCCGCAGGAAAGGGGACGUUGUCAAUAACUUCAGCUUCACAACCCCAUUUUCCCGACGGCUCCAUCUGGCCUUCAAAGUCCGCAAACACAGAGAUGGCUCCGUGCCUGCACAUGAACCAGCCAAUUGCAGGAGGCCGAGUGGUGGCAGAUAUCACAUUAUCAAAGGCAAAGAGAUACCAGCUCAACGGAGUAGGUGGACAUGGUAGAUUGUGGGCCGAAGGGAGCUGGUUUCAGAUUGUCGACGGUUUCCACAUUGUGCGGGCGAAUGCUGGGCCGUACAUUAUAUCUUACUGGAGGCCGAUAUCUCGGCUCAUCAAAGGGGCCGUUUAUCAUUCAGCCCAGCUCUUCAAAGACGGGAAGAUGCUUGCAGCCACGCAGUAUGGGGAGAAAUCUCAGAGCAAAGAUUACUUUUUGUUCUCGAACGAUUUUAACGGCCCAGUCUCUGGGGGUCUGACCGACAAGUCCACCGGCCAUGUGCUCGAAUUCGUGUCUCCCAGCCGAGACAAACGCUGGCGGUUCCUCGUGGAGCAUAAGAGGAAGAAAUUCGAGAUGGGACUCGGCGGCGAGUCGGGGCUUUCCGGGUUCACGAAUCGGGUUACUGGCGGGGAGGUAGGAGGACAGCAGUACGAAGGGCAUGGGUUCUCAGAGCAAACCGUCUUUCCCGAGCGGAUUGCUCAAUGGCGGAUUUGGAUUGUAUAUGGAAUUGGCUAUUUCAACCGCGGAAAGGGCUUCUUGCUGGGCAUCGCGCGGUGGCUGACAUAA